AGAAUAAACGAUCGAGUUUACGACUUUGCAAUAAAGUGCGCUUGCCAAACACGAAACAUUAAUUUAUUUGUUAAUUACUUGUAAGCAACUACUGGACACUAGUUCAAGGUUUAAUUUGUAUCCGAAUUUUUAUAGUUGAUUCGUGCAACGGAGUGAACGAGGUGACAUUUCAUGAUAAUCGGUUUUAUUUGUGUCAACUUGAACCCCCCUGUGCACUGGAAUGUAAUUCAAACGUGCAACAUACAAAAGUGAAGCUUUUACGGAUGAUUCUAGGAAAGAAAAACUUUACUUUAAACGGUACAUUAUGGAAAUAAAAUUUUGUGGUUAGCGUUCGCGUGUGCAGUGGAGUUUUGUAGUAGUGGUACGCUGUGCGUGCAGACGAGAGCGGCACGAUCAACCGUAUAUACUGCGUUGGUCUGGAUUGCCCCGCAGCAGGGGAGUGCAGCUGUGGUAGUGGUGUACUUGGCGCGUAUGCUGAUACGUGUGCAGAUUUAACUUCGGAUUGCCCGUCCCGCAUCACAGAGAAUUGCUGUGACUGGUGGGGGAACCCCGACUGGAGAGAAGCAAGUGGCGCCGCCGCUACGCAGUUACAGCGACAGCGUAUCCAGUGUUGCGGAUUUCCAUCGAUAUAUGUAUAAGAUAAGUGAUACUACGAUUUAAUUCUCUUUGGCAUAUCUUUUUAUACAUAUUUAUUUAUUUUUUUUCCUGUCUUCCCUUUUUCUACUUUAUAUUAUAUAAAUCAUCUUCAUUACUUUUGUGUAUAUAAGUAACUCGUUUUUAUAAAAUUUUCGGCGGUAGACAGUUCACGACCCAAUGGCGGUGGGUGGACUGUCUAUUCCCCCGGACCUUUCCUCCUGUUCAGAGGGAGAAGAGUCUGUAAUGGAUUUCUCUGACACCCCUAACAACAGUGUGGACGGUUUCUCUGAUGUGAAGAAAAAACGUAAGAGACCUCGUCACACUGCUUCGCCUAUCCCAUCCACCAAUGACGCACCAAUUCGAGUAAAGAAGUACCGGAAGAAUCAACCUGAACUUCGCUGGGUUGCAUAUAUUCGUCCCAAAAACAAACCCCUGAAAGUGGUGCAAAUUUGUAAAACUAUGCGCUUGAGAUAUACCAGCCUAAUCGAGGUAUAUAAGGUCAAAGCUGACAAAUUAAAGGUGACAUUUUCUGAUCUUGAACACGCAAAUGCGGUCGUUGAAGAUCAAAAUUUUACCAUUGAGUACCGGGUAUAUAUUCCGGCACGCGCUAUUGAGAUCGAGGGCGUGGUAACAGAACCCGAUCUUACAGGACGUUUUAAAAUCCCAAACCUUCCAGAAAUAAAAAUUCUAGAAUGCCGAAGAAUGUAUUCUAAAGACAACAUGGGCAAAUACUCCCCGAACGACUCGUUUAGAGUGACGUUCGAAGGAAAAGUGCUUCCGGAUUAUUUAGAGCUAUUCAAACUACGACUACCGGUUAGACUUUUCAUUCCGAAAGUAAUGACCUGUACUAAUUGUCUGCAGUUAGGGCACACGAAAGCCUACUGCAGUAAUAAGACUAAAUGUUGCAAGUGUGGUGAAAUAAUGGAGAAGAACCACACUUGUAGCGAACAGGAAGCAAAAUGCUCCUUAUGUGGUGGCAACCCACACAAAAUUGAAGAGUGCGCAAAGUAUAAGCUACGCUCUGACGCACUAAAAAAAUCGACCAGACAACGCAGUAAGCAGUCUUUCGCACAGAUGCUGAAGACAGCGUUACAGCAGGAGGAAAAUCGUUACUCCAGUUUGGAAAACGAUGAUUCAAAUGAUGACGAAGAGGAUUAUCAACCACUGCUAUCAACCGGAGCUGUACGAAAACGGCCAAGUGCUUCUUCUCCUAAACUCCCUAGAAAGGAGCAGAAGAAGGCGCUUAAUGAUACCCCUCGUGGUUCCACUUCCAAGCAAAAUGCUAAAGCGUCACCGCCAGGUUUCAAAGUUGACUGCGAUAAAGAGUUCCCUAAGCUCCCAGGGAAACGAGCUGUUCCCACAACUAAAUUGUCAUCGGAAUCUGAAAAACCGUCCUCUGAUGGUUGUAUUUCAUUCAAAAUGAUCGUUGAAUGGAUAUUUAUCACUUUUGGUUUAUCCGAUUCUCUUAAAAGUAUGAUUUCGGCUUGGCUUCCAACAAUUUGCAUGUUGGGUAAGCAACUAAGCACCAAAUGGCCCCUCCUCGCGUUCGUAUCCUUCGAUGUUUAAAUCAGACAACAGAAGUGACGAAUCGACAACAAGGAUCAUACAAUGGAACUGUAGGAGCUUGACCCCCAAAUUAGAUAAAUUUAAACUCCUGCUUCACGAUAGCAAAUGCGAUAUUUUCGCGCUAUCAGAAACAUGGUUAUCAACGAAUACAACACUAACCGUUCAAAACUUCAAUAUCAUCCGAUUAGACCGCGGAAACUCUUAUGGUGGAGUGCUCAUUGGUAUAAAAAAAUGCUACCCAUUCUUCCGAAUCCCUCUUCCAGCAAUUGAUGGUAUAGAAAUUGUUGCUUGCCAUAUAACAAUUGCUGGUGAGAGCCUCACUGUCGCAUCAGUCUACAUUCCACCCAGAGCCACUAUUAACCGGCUGCAGCUAACUCAAAUAACGGAGCUGCUUCCGACACCACGUCUUCUCUUAGGAGACUUCAAUUCCCACGGUGUGGCGUGGGGAGCACCUGGAGAUGAUAGCCGGCCUAUUUUUAUUGAAAGCUUGCUAGACGAGUUCGGUAUGACCCUAUUGAAUAUAUCUGGGUUAGCUACAAGAAUAGCAAGGCCUCCAAUACGAGAGAGCACUUUAGACUUGUCUAUGUGUUCCUCCUCAAUAGCUUUGGAUUGUAAAUGGGAGAUUAUUCAAGAUCCCCAUGGUAGUGACCAUUUGCCAAUAAGUAUUUCGAUUAUGAACAGGCUCCAGUCUGCUACCACAGUCGAAGUAGAGUAUGAUCUCACCCGGAAUAUUGAUUGGGAAAAAUUCGCAAACAUAAUAUCCCAGGGUCUCGAAACAACCGAUGAGCUUUCUCCAUUUGACGAAUACAACUUCCUUGCAACAUUAAUUUAGAUAGCGCGUUGCAAUCUCAGACGAGGCCCGCCCCUGAAAACAAGUUGAAAAUUCGUCCUAACAAACAAUGGUGGGACAAAGAAUGCACCGAGAUGAAAAAAUCUCUAAAAGCAGCAUUCAGGAAAGAUCAUUCCAUUCAACUUUUUGAUCAGUUUAGAGAGCUGGAACUGAAACAGACUAAACUGCACAAGCUGAAAAAAAGAUCGUACUGGCAAAAUUUCAUAAGCACGUUACCCAGAGAUGCUUCUAUGAGCUAUCUCUGGAAUACGACUCGGAAAAUGCGCAAUAGGUCCGACAACAAUGAGGCUAAUGAAUACUCUGAACGUUGGAUCUAUGAUUUCGCGAGAAAGGUAUGCCCAGACGCUGUCCCAUCACAGCAGGAAUUCAGCGACACAACGGCCAUUGAAGAACCAGAGUUUUCAAUGCUGGAAUUUUCAAUCGCACUCGCUUUUUGCAAGAACAAGGCUCCAGGACCGGACAGGAUCAAAUUUAAUUUGAUGAAAAACCUACCGGAUUCGGCUAAGAUACGAUUUCUUGUACUGUUUAAUAAGCUUAUCAGGAACAAUAUGAUCCCGGAAGCUUGGAGACAGGUUAAGAUUUUCGCAAUCAAAAAGCCAGAUAAACCUGCCACAGAUCAUCGCUCGUACAGGCCGAUUGCAAUGCUCUCAUGCAUACGCAAAUUGCUUGAAAAAAUGAUCCUGCGUAGACUAGACAACUGGGCAGAAACAACUAACCAGCUAUCAGAGACCCAAUUCGGCUUCCGUAGGGGCAAGGGCCCUAACGUUUACCUAGCAUUGCUAGCCACAGAAGCGGAAAUGGCUCUUGGUAGCAAACAACAAAUGACCUCAGUUUUCCUGGAUAUCACAGGUGCAUUUGAUUCAGUUUCAAUCGAAAUUCUUUCCGAGAAACUGCAUCAAAGAGGAUUCUCCCCUAUAUUGACGAACUUCUUGAUCAACCUGCUGUCUGAAAAGCAUUUACUUUUCAACCACGGUUCUUCAACAAUAACACGAACAAGCUACAUGGGUCUCCCCCAAGGCUCUUGUCUGAGUCCACUGUUGUACAACUUCUACAUCAGUGACAUCGACACAUGCUUGGCGGACGGCUGCGCCAUGCGCCAGUUAGCUGACGACUGCGUAGUAUCAGUCACGGCGUCUCUGGCUGUAGACAUGAAAAACAGCGUGCAAAAUACGCUGGACAAUCUGAGCGGUUGGGCCAGUUGCCUUGGAAUUGAGUUCUCGCUUGAAAAAACGGAGAUGGUAGUCUUUUCAAAAAAGCGACCACCACCCCGUUUAGAGCUAAUUUUGUCCGGAAGACCCAUCACUCAGUCACCUAGCUUCAAGUAUCUAGGAAUAUGGUGUGACUCUAAGUGCACAUGGGAAAAACAUGUGAAUUACGUGUAGCAACGAUGCCAACCGAGAAUUAAUUUUCUUAGGAUGGUAACAGGAUCCACAUGGGGAGCUCAUCCAGAGGAUUUGAUACGACUCUACCAAACUACGAUUCUGCUCGUAAUAGAAUACGGCAGCAUAUGUUUCAGAGGUAUCGCAGCCUCACACAUGCUGAAGCUAGAGAGGAUACAAUACCGAUGUUUGCGUAUCGCUCUAGGCUGCAUGCAAUCGACGCAUACCAUGACUCUAGAGGUCAUAGCUGGAGUGCUACCAAUUAAAGAGAGACUUUUUGAGCUGGCCCUACGUUUCCUCAUCAGAUCGGAAAUAGCAAAUCCAAUGCUAAUUGCGAACUAUGAGAAAUGUCUGGAAGUUGUUCAGAAACCCUGUAUGUCAGUAUACCAGCGGUUCAUGUCUAUGGAGAUAAAUCCUUCGGUUGUUGCUCCAUACCGUGAGAUUUCAACAUCGCUCAAAAAUCCUUCUGUUGUAUUUGAUUUGACGAUGAAACAAGAAAUCCAUGGAAUUCCUGAACACCUUAAACCAACAGUUGUGCCAUUAAUAUUUUCGGCAAAAUUCGGCCACCUCCCAGAACAGAAUUCCUUUUUCACGGACGGAUCUGUAAUGGAUGGACAUUCCGGAUAUGGCAUUUUCAACAUGGAUCAUCGCAUAUCCCGCAAACUGGCACAACCUUGCUCCAUAUACGUAGCGGAACUAGCUGCCAUACACAAUUCGCUGCGAAUUAUCGAGCUCAAGACACCAGGCAAUUAUUUCAUCUUUUCGGACAGCCUCAGUUCUAUCGAAGCUCUCCGAUCGAUUAAACCGGUCAAGCACCCGUCCUAUUUCCUUCCGGAAAUUAGACGGAUAUUAGAAGUGCUGGUCGAUCGGUCUUUCAUUAUCUGCUUUGUGUGGGUCCCCUCUCAUUGCUUAAUCCCAGGCAAUGAAGAAGCUGAUUUAUUAGCAAAAAGGGGUGCCAUAUAAGGAGAUAUAUUUGAUAGACCGAUCACCUAUGCCGAGUAUUUCUAUCUGCCCCGACAACUGGCUCUGGCAAACUGGCAAUAAAAAUGGGAUUCUGGCGAUUUGGGGCGAUGGAUGCACUCCAUCUCGCCCAAAGUGUCUACGAAAUCAUGGUUUAAAGGCCUCGAUUUAACUCGGGAUUUUAUACGAGUUAUUUCACGCCUAAUGUCAAACCAUUACAUUGCAAAUGCCCACCUCUAUCGAAUAGGAAUAGUCGAUAGCAACCUUUGCGAAUGUGGAGGGUACGAAGAUAUAGAACACGUAGUCUUCGUAUGCCCUAAAUACCACAGAGCAAGGAAAAAACUUUUCGAUUCCCUCCGGGAACGGAAAGCAUCAUCUGCAAUGCAAGUUCGGGAUGCACUUGCCAGCAAUGAUAUUAGUUUUCUCACUCAUGUUUACCAAUUCAUUAAAGACAUAAAUUAUCGUAUCUAAAUCCUCUUUCUUUCUCUGUUUCUCUUUGUCCCUCUUCCUAUAUGUAGAUCUUUGAGGAUAAUAAACUAAACCUUUGUUUUCUCUCUCUAUUUUUCAUCAUAGGUUAUGAUUCCUAAGAGACAAGGACUCAUCAUCCACAAUUUUAUUACAUAAUCAUAUAGAUAGAUCGUUUAUCAUAUAGAUAGAUAUAAAUAGAUGUGCAUAAUAGUUUUAAGUUGAAACAAUUUUGUAUUUUUAAAUUGUAUUUUAAAGAGAAAAGAUGAGAGGGUUUUUAUGCCUGUUUGAGGAGGAGCAGUCGGAAUACAUGCUCUACUCAAGCUGGCUUUUCCCUACUCCAAGAAGACAUUCGUCCCCAUUAUGCUACGCGAUUGGGCCUAAAUAAAUAUUAG
Molecule: messenger RNA, 6251 nt
Organism: Wyeomyia smithii (pitcher-plant mosquito)
Lineage: Eukaryota; Metazoa; Arthropoda; Insecta; Diptera; Culicidae
Exons: 2
Coding region: 814-2202 (462 amino acids)
Molecular function (GO): zinc ion binding; nucleic acid binding
Source: RefSeq, a predicted model, not a curated record